This is a messenger RNA of Thlaspi arvense, 1539 nucleotides long. Lineage: Eukaryota; Viridiplantae; Streptophyta; Magnoliopsida; Brassicales; Brassicaceae. The record is from the annotation of a GenBank genome assembly.
CAAAAAAGAUGUCUUCAAAAUUAUUGUUAAUUUCUUAUAAAUAUGAGGGGUACGUUCGUAAAGUUGCAUGCAUUUUUUUUUUAUUAAAUCCACAACGUCCCUUCACUCGAGAUCACCUCUCUCUCUUCGAAUAAUAAUAGUUAAAAAGAAAAAAAAAGUGAAAGAGAGAAAGCAACUUUUAAUCUGAUUUUGUGAGGGGAGGAUAAUCAUCACAUUGGAGUGAGACCCAUCAGAGCAGAAACAGUCAGAAUUUUCAAUAAUUGUACCAUUCUUCUCAAAUCCACAUCUCCUUCACUUCAGAUAUUUAUUCUACACAUCAAUAAUCUCUCUGAAAUCUGCGUUACUUGUGUCUUCUCCUUGGCUUAAGCUUGCCUUUGUCUCUCUGUACUCGCUCUCCAUGGAAGCUACUGAGUUAUGAUCCUUACUCCCACCGGAUCUGAGGGUCUGAGAAACAAGCCAAGAGCAGCAGCAGCAGCAGCAGCGGUAUCUCCAAUGGCUGAUCAAACCCAAACUUCAACAGCUAACACCUACCACUCUUCAAAAUCUCUCUUUACCUCUCCAAAGUUUAGGUUUUUCUCUCCAAAGAUCACUUCUUUUGACUCUGAUUUCUCCCUCGCCAGCCCAACUUCGAUCCUGGAAGCUAACCCAUCAAUCUUCUCCUCCAAAAACCCUAAGACCAUAUCCUAUCUCGAGCCCACGACCUCUAAACCCAAAAGGUUUCACCCACCAGACGCGUUUGGCCUCGCCGAUCUCGUUAGUAGCAUUAACAGAGACCGCUCGAGAAAUCCUGUGAACAAGAUGGUCCUUUUCGGGUCAAAGCUCAGGGUCCAGAUCCCAUCAGCCGAUUUUGGGACUAAAACCGGCAUGAGAUACCCUGCUCAUGGACAGGGACAGCACAGCCCCUGCCUCCAACCAAAGGCCUUAGCCGUGAGCGAGAUUGACCAGACGGAGGACUACACGCGCGUCACAUCUCACGGUCCGAACCCAACCGUCACACAUAUCUUCGACAACUCUGUUUUCGUUGAGGCGACUCCUUGCUCUGUUACUGUGCCACUACUAGUACCCGUGGAGACCAAGCAAAAGGACAUUCAUUUUCUGAGCUAUUGCUACACCUGCAACAAGAAUCUUGACCACAAACAGGACAUCUAUAUAUACAGAGGAGAGAAAGGGUUUUGCAGCAGCGAGUGCAGGUACCAAGAGAUGCUUCUUGAUCAAAUGGAGAGCUAGCACCUCCUUUUCCUCCGUCUCUUUUGUAUUAUUAUUUCCUUGGUUUUGUUAGUUCUCUGAUCCUCCCUCUGCUUAUGUUUUUUUUUCUUUUUCUUUUUUGUAUCUCCCAUAUAGUUUGUAGAAUAUAAAGUCUGAAUUAAUCUUUACAGUAACUCGCUCUAUGCUUCUUAAAAGGCAAAAUGAUAUUGCUAUAGAGAGGCCCAUUUGCUUUUUCUUUUUAUUUGAUUUCAGUUUACCUCAAAUUUUCGAACAAAAGUAUAAAUCGAAAUUUUAUUUCAUCCUGUGAAAUGUUGUUCUGCAUAAAGUAUGGAC